UUUAUUUAUUUUAAUUACUUUACUUUAAAGAAAUUAUAUGUAUAUAUUAAAAUAUAGACAUAAAAUUAGACAUUUGUUUCACUAAAUGCAGAUCCCAACCAUUAUAUAAACCCAAGACGCACCCAUUUGAACCCAGACGGUCACACCACCAUCACCAAAAAAGAGAAAUGGAGUUAGCCAGAAUGGGGUUGGACCCAAUAUUCCUGAAUGCCCUCCAUGACCUUCUGGACUUCACCGAUGAGCCAGGGCAGAGCACCCACCACGGGCCGUCACGCGCCUACGUGAGGGACGCAAAGGCGAUGGCGGCGACACCAGCCGAUGUGGUAGAAUAUCCAAACGCCUACCAAUUCUCCAUCGACAUGCCUGGCCUCAAAAUGGACCAAAUCAAGGUCCAAAUCGAGGACAACCAGUUGGUUGUGACCGGCGAAAGGAAGAGAGAAAGUGAAAAGGCUAAGGAAGGGAAAUACGUGACAAUGGAGAGGAGGCUGGGCAAAUACUUGAAGAAAUUUGUGCUGCCGGAGGCCGCCGACGUUGACAAAGUAUCGGCGGCGUACCAGGACGGAGUGCUGUCGGUCACGGUGGAGAAGAAGCCGCCGCCAGAGCCCAAAAAGGCCAAGACUAUUGAGGUUCGUGUGGGACAAGAUUGAUCGUAUGAGUGAGCCUUGUUUUGUUUUGGUUUGUAAUAUAUUGCAACUUUUGUAUGGUGUUUUGUUUGGUUUGUUUUGGCCGAUUGUUCAUAAUGUAAUAAUGUUUACAAUAAAUUUAGACUAUGAACCCUCA
Messenger RNA from Cucurbita maxima (winter squash), 780 nucleotides. RefSeq names its product 17.1 kDa class II heat shock protein-like. NCBI's taxonomy places the organism in Eukaryota, Viridiplantae, Streptophyta, Magnoliopsida, Cucurbitales, Cucurbitaceae. Gene Ontology annotation, biological process: response to hydrogen peroxide; response to salt stress; protein complex oligomerization. The coding region runs from base 168 to 647 and encodes 159 amino acids. The transcript has a single exon. The record is from RefSeq and is a predicted model, not a curated record.